This is a messenger RNA of Phyllostomus discolor (pale spear-nosed bat), 1230 nucleotides long. It is a transcript of the gene EXOG, whose product is annotated as exo/endonuclease G. Bases 40 to 1146 code for a protein of 368 amino acids. The transcript has 6 exons. Gene Ontology annotation, biological process: apoptotic DNA fragmentation. The record is from RefSeq and is a predicted model, not a curated record. NCBI's taxonomy places the organism in Eukaryota, Metazoa, Chordata, Mammalia, Chiroptera, Phyllostomidae. Gene Ontology annotation, molecular function: RNA endonuclease activity; metal ion binding; single-stranded DNA endonuclease activity. Gene Ontology annotation, cellular component: nucleus; mitochondrial inner membrane.
GCGCCUGCGCUGCAGCAAAAGGCGGGUACCUCGGGCAAGAUGGCCGCCAAGAAUUUUGCAUUCGGCGUGAAAGGCUCCCGGCGCUUUUUACGUGGCUUCGUGGCCGGAGCCGUAGUGGGCGCCGCGGGCGCAGGGCUCACGGCCUUGCAGCUCCUCCGAAGUCAGGGCGCUGAGGCCGCGGUGGCGGUGAGGGAGCCGGAAGGUUCUGCAGAAAAGUCUGUCCUGGGACUAUUUGGAUUUCCUCUGAGUGGAACAGAGACUAGGUUCUACACUAACCAUGCCUUGUCUUACGACCAGUCAAAGCGGGAGCCUAGAUGGGUCCUUGAGCACAUAUCCAAGAGCAAGAUAAUGGGUGAUGCAGACAGAAAAGAUUGUAAGUUCAAGCCUGAUCCCAGCAUCCCUCCGACCUUCAGCGCCUUCAACAAGGACUACAUUGGAAGCGGGUGGUCGCGGGGGCACAUGGCCCCGGCCGGAAACAACAAGUUCUCAGCCAAAGCAAUGGCUGAAACCUUUUACCUUUCUAAUAUUGUGCCUCAGAAUUAUGAUAAUAAUGCCGGAUAUUGGAACAGAAUUGAAAUGUACUGUCGAGAACUGACAGAGAGGUUCGAGGAUGUUUGGAUAGUGUCCGGACCGUUGACCUUGCCGCAGACCGGAAGCGAUGGGAAGAAAAUAGUUAGUUACCAGGUGAUCGGUGAGGACAAUGUGGCGGUCCCCUCGCACCUUUAUAAGGUGAUCCUGGCGCGCAGAAGCCCAGCGUCUACCGAGCCGCUGGCCCUGGGGGCCUUCGUGGUGCCCAACGAAGCCAUUGGCUUCCAGCCCCAAUUAAGUGAAUUCCAAGUGAGCCUUCAGGACCUGGAGAGGCUGUCGGGGCUGGUGUUCUUCCCUCACCUGGACAGAGCCGGCGACAUCAGGAAUAUCUGUUCCGUGGACACCUGCAAGCUCCUGGACUUCCAGGAGUUCACUCUGUACCUGAGCACCAGAAGGGUCGCGGGAGCCCGGUCCGUACACAGACUGGAGAAGGUCAUGGAAAACCUGAGGAACUUAGGGAUCGAACCCGAUGAUUACUUCAUGAGCUGCUAUGAGAAGAAGCUAGAAGAACUCAAAGCUAAGGAGGAGGCAGGGCGCCUGGAGAGGAAGCCCUCCUAGUUUUUGCCUCGGAAGUGCGAUGCCGUCCGUGCUGAGCAGGCGUGCCCUCUUCAGGCUCAUGUGUUGUGGCGGCUCGGCUGGUUC